AUGUUUUCACUCAAGAAUGUCCUUUAUUUCCAAGCUGGACUUGGAGUCCUAGCAAAUAUGUCUCUUCUUUGCUUCUAUAUUUUUAUAAUUGUAGGUCACAGACCUAAGCCCACGGACUUGAUCUCCUGUCAGCUGACCUUCAUUCACAUAAUGGUGUGCCUCACUGGAGGGGACCUGUUGCUUACAGACAUAUUUGAGUCACUAAAUAUUAAUAAUGACUUCAAAUGUAAGGCAACAUUUUACAUAAGCAGGGUGAUGAGAUGCCUCUCUAUCUGCACCACCUGCCUCCUGAGUGUGUUCCAGGCUGUCACAAUCAGUCCCAGUACUUCUUGUUUGGCAAAAUUUAAACAGAAACUAAGAAAAUACAUGGUCUAUAUUUUCUUAUGUAUUUGGUCUUUCAGUUUUUCAUACAGUAGUAGCCGGAUCUUCUAUGUUCGUGGUUUUACUAAUGUGAGUGAGAGUAACCAGAUGCAGAUCACUAAAUCCUGCUUACUCUUCCGCAUGAACUCCAUCAUCAGGGUAUUCAUUUUUACAGUGACAACCUCCAGAGAUGUAUUUCUUGUAGGAAUGAUGCUAACCACAAGUACAUACAUGGUGAUUAUCUUAUGUAGACAUCAGAGGCAGUGCAAGCAUCUUCAUCAUAGCAUCAAACACCUGAGAGCAUCCCCUGAGAAAAGAGCUACCCAGACUAUCUUGCUGCUGGUGAUUUUCUUUGUGGUCAUGUACUGGGUGGACUUCAUCAUCUCAACCACAUCAGUCCUGGUGUGGAUUUAUGAUCCAGUCAGCCUUAUGGUUCAGAAGUUUCUGAUGUAUGCCUAUCCCACAAUUAGUCCUUUGGUACAAAUCAGUUCUGAUAACAGAAUAAUAAUUAUGGUGAAAAACAUGUACUCAAAGCACCACCAGAGAUUUUUUUAA
Messenger RNA from Mus caroli (Ryukyu mouse), 915 nucleotides. RefSeq names its product vomeronasal type-1 receptor 100-like. Gene Ontology annotation, cellular component: membrane. Gene Ontology annotation, molecular function: pheromone receptor activity. NCBI's taxonomy places the organism in Eukaryota, Metazoa, Chordata, Mammalia, Rodentia, Muridae. Gene Ontology annotation, biological process: G protein-coupled receptor signaling pathway. The record is from RefSeq and is a predicted model, not a curated record.